Messenger RNA from Toxotes jaculatrix (banded archerfish), 1487 nucleotides. Its product is annotated as pannexin-1-like. NCBI's taxonomy places the organism in Eukaryota, Metazoa, Chordata, Actinopteri, Toxotidae. The record is from RefSeq and is a predicted model, not a curated record. Gene Ontology annotation, molecular function: channel activity. The transcript has 7 exons. The coding region runs from base 191 to 1342 and encodes 383 amino acids. Gene Ontology annotation, biological process: positive regulation of interleukin-1 production; monoatomic cation transport.
CUCAGUGCCACAGAGGACAAAAAGCCCCAAAUCAUCCUUGAUUAUAACAAGAACACUGGGGGCAACCUCGACAAGCGGGACCUCUUUCAUUAACCCAAACCCUCAGACGCAGCUCGCGUUUGGCUUAAUGAAAAGAAACUGACUCUUCUAUCAAUUAAGAGACAACUGCGACUUUUUGUUCCCGCCCGUCAUGGCGAUUGCCCACGUAGCCACGGAGUACGUUUUUUCCGACUUUCUGUUGAAGGACCAGACGGAGGCAAAGUACAAAGGCGUGCGCCUGGAGCUGGCGGUGGACAAAAUAGUCACGUUUCUCGCAGUGGGCCUGCCUUUGUUUCUCAUCUCGCUCGCUUUUGCUCAAGAGGUGUCAGUCGGUACCCAGAUCAGCUGCUUUGCUCCCACUAACUUCUCCUGGAAACAGGCUGCAUAUGUGGACUCAUUCUGCUGGGCUGCAGUGCAGCAACAAGCUGACAGUUCCCCCCUAUGGCUGCACAAGUUCUUUCCAUACAUCCUGCUCUUACUGGCCAUCCUCAUGUACAUCCCAGCCCUGCUCUGGCGUUUCACUGCAGCUCCGCACCUCUCCUCUGACCUCAACUUCAUCAUGGAGGAGCUGGACCGCUUUUACAAUCGUGCCAUUAGACUUGCAAAGAAUCUGGCAUCCUUAGAUAGCAAGGAUGCACCCGAGGACACCCAGAGUGCUUUGGACCUGGCUGAGGGCUGCUUCAAAUACCCUUUAGUGGAGCAGUAUCUGAAGACCAAACGCCUCUCUCACUGCCUCGUGGUCAAGUACCUGGCAUGCCGGGGCCUGACCCUGCUGAUCCUCCUGCUGGCCUGUCUCUACCUUGGCUACUACAUCCAACUGGCCUCCUUCACCGAUGAGUUUCCCUGUGACCUGCGGACAGGGGUGUUGAAGAACGACAGCAUGGUGCCGUCUGCCGUCCAGUGCAAGCUCGUAGCAGUUGGUGUCUUCAGGCUGCUCAGCUACAUCAAUCUGGUGGUGUACGUGCUCCUUGCUCCGCUGGUGGUGUAUGCUGCUCUUGGACCAGCACGUCAGAGCUCAGGCUUCCUCCGGCCUUAUGAGAUGCUGCCAGGAUUUGGUUCUUUGGGUGUGGUCACGCCUUUCUACAAUGACCUCAGCAUCUAUCUGCUGUUCCUGCAGGAGAACCUGAGUGAACUCAAAUCUUUUAAGUGUCUGCAGGUGCUCGAGUUAUUGCAAGAGGCUGGUGAUGAGGGGUUUGACACCAUGUGCCUACUGCGAACGCUGAGUCAGGUGAAGACGGAUGUUUUAGACAGUAAGAAGAUGUGCCCACUCAAGGAAAACAAAAACACCAAGCCUGAACAAUGAUUCCUCUGAGGUCUCUCUGUCUUGUUACGAAAUAAGUGACCUGAUGAAAAUAAGCCCUGCUGUGAUGGAAAAGAAGAAGUGGGAACAAACCCUGUGCACUUGCUUUUAUCUGAAUUGCUGGCGUAUGACCCAGUGCACUGUAAUC